AUGUCUGACAACUCCAACAACAAGCCCUCUACUCUCCAGUCCUACAUCGACUCCGCCACCGGUGCCGUCCAGAAUGCCGUGGGCAGCUUGACGGGCAGCUCAGGCGAUCAGGCCAAGGGCGAGCUUCGCCAGGACAAGGCUCAGGCCGAGUACGACGCUUCACAAGCAGCAGUCAAGCUCCCCGGUGGCACCAUUGGCAGCACAGGUGCCUUCGCCAAGGAUGACCCCAACAGGACCGAGGGUUCAUGGAACCAGACCGUUGGUGCCGCUAAGGAGACACUUGGUGGUCUUGUCGGCAAUGAGUCUCUGAAGUCGUCAGGCCGUCAACAGAACCUCGAGGGUCAGCAGCAGGAAGCAAAGGGCCAGCUGCACGACUACGGCCAUGGAAUUGGUGAUCGUGUCCAGGGAACAGUCGGCAGUGCCGUCACUGGCCUCACCGGAGACACUUCCGGCCAGGUACACUACGAGGAGCUGCACGAUAAGGGCAAGACACAGCAGCGUGGUGCCGAGCACGACAUCCAGAAGCAAGGCGAGGCCAACUACUAA
Trichoderma aggressivum f. europaeum is the source of this 546-nucleotide messenger RNA. RefSeq lists its product as uncharacterized. NCBI's taxonomy places the organism in Eukaryota, Fungi, Ascomycota, Sordariomycetes, Hypocreales, Hypocreaceae. The coding region runs from base 1 to 546 and encodes 181 amino acids. The transcript has 2 exons. The record is from RefSeq and is a predicted model, not a curated record.